Molecule: messenger RNA, 2626 nt
Organism: Melozone crissalis (California towhee)
Lineage: Eukaryota; Metazoa; Chordata; Aves; Passeriformes; Passerellidae
Gene: NFE2L1
Product: NFE2 like bZIP transcription factor 1
Exons: 6
Coding region: 60-2309 (749 amino acids)
Biological process (GO): regulation of transcription by RNA polymerase II
Cellular component (GO): nucleus
Molecular function (GO): DNA-binding transcription factor activity, RNA polymerase II-specific; RNA polymerase II cis-regulatory region sequence-specific DNA binding
Source: RefSeq, a predicted model, not a curated record
CGGAGCGGGGCAGCUGCGGGGCACGCACCGAGGCGCUGCAUGAGGAGUUUGCGGACAAGAUGCUCUCCCUGAAGAAGUACUUCACGGAGGGGCUGAUCCAGUUCACCAUCCUGCUGAGCCUGGUGGGGGUGCGCGUGGACGUGGACAGCUACCUGAGCGCGCAGCUGCCGCCGCUGCGCGAGAUCAUCCUGGGCCCCAGCUCGGCGUACGCGCAGGCCCAGUUCCACCAGCUGCAGAACACGCUGCACGGCUAUGGCGUGCACCCCAAGAGCGUCGAGCUCGACUCCUUCUUCAGCGCGCGCCGCCUGCUGAGCCAGGUGCGCGCCCUGGACCGGCUGCGGGUGCCCAGCACCGAGCUCAGCGCCUGGCUGGUGCACCGCGAGCCCGAGGCGCCCCAGGACGGCGGCGGCGGCGCCGAGCGCGACCCCGGGGCCGAGCAGGGCUUCGGGGACGAGCUGGAGGACCUGGGAGCCGUGGCGGCGCCCGCCAACGGGGACCUCACCAAGGAGGACAUCGAUUUGAUUGACAUCCUGUGGAGGCAGGAUAUUGAUCUCGGCGCCGGGCGAGAGAUUUUUGACUACAGCCACCGUCAGAAAGAGAGCGAAGUGGACAAAGAGCUGAGCGAUGGGAGGGAGCGCGGGGACAGCUGGAGGAGUGCAGGGAAUGAGGUCUUGGAUAGAAUCCCGCUAGUUGAUGGAGAGACCGGGGAGAGUUUCCCUGCGCAGGUGCCCGGAGCGGAGGAUCAGACAGCCCUGUCCCUGGAGGAGUGCCUUAGGCUGCUGGAGGCCACCUUCCCCUUCGGGGACAGUUCCGAGUUCCCAGCUGCGGAUGUCUCGGCCCUGAGCGAGGCCGUGCCCGGGCAGAGCCGGGCCCCGGGCGGCGCCCCCGGCCUGCUGUCCCCUCUGCUGGCCGAGACCGAGUCGCCCUUCGACCUGGAGCAGCAGUGGCAGGACCUGAUGUCCAUCAUGGAGAUGCAGGCCAUGGAGGUGAACAGCACGAGCGCCGAGAGCCUCUACGGCGGCACGGGCGGGGACCUGCUGGCGUCCAACUACAGCCUGGCCCCCGGCACGCCCAUCAACCAGAACGUCAGCCUGCAUCAGGCCUCGCUGGGCAGCUGCUCCCAGGACUUCUCGCUCUUCAGCUCGGACAUGGAGAGCCCCUCCAUGGCGGGCGGCUCGGCCCUGCUGCAGCUGGCGCCCGACAACUCCACCGGCCUCAACGGCACCUUCGGCUCCACCAACCUGAGCGGGAUCUUCUUCCCGCCCCAGAUGAACGGCACGGCCAACGAGACGGCCGGGCCCGAGCUGCCCGACCCGCUGGGGGGGCUGCUGGACGAGGCCAUGCUGGAUGAGAUCAGCCUGAUGGACUUGGCCAUCGAGGAGGGCUUCAACCCCGUGCAGGCCUCGCAGCUGGAGGAGGAGUUCGAUUCCGACUCAGGUCUUUCCCUGGAUUCCGGCCGCAGCCCCGCGUCCCUGAGCAGCUCCGAAGCCUCGUCCUCGUCGUCCUCUUCCUCUUCGUCGUCCUCCUCCUCCUCGUUUUCCGAGGAAGGCGCCGUGGGCUACAGCUCGGACUCGGAGAACGUGGACUUUGAGGAAGCGGAAGGGGCGGUUGGCUACCAGCCAGAGUACAGCAAGUUCUGCCGCAUGAGCUACCAGGACCCGGCGCAGCUCCACUACCUGCCUUACCUGGAGCACGUGGGCCACAACCACACCUACAACAUGGCCCCGGGCGCCCUGGACCCCGAGGAGCCCAAAGCGCCCGGCGCCGGCAAGAAGAGCGGCAAGGAGAAACCGUCGGAGCUGCUGGACAAGCAGCUGAGCCGCGACGAGCACCGCGCCCGGGCCAUGAAGAUCCCCUUCACCAACGACAAGAUCAUCAACCUGCCCGUGGAGGAGUUCAACGAGCUCCUGUCCAAGUACCAGCUGAGCGAGGCCCAGCUCAGCCUCAUCCGCGACAUCCGCCGGCGCGGCAAGAACAAGAUGGCGGCGCAGAACUGCCGCAAGAGGAAGCUGGACACCAUCCUCAACCUGGAGCGCGACGUGGAGGAGCUGCAGCGCGACAAGUCCAAACUGCUCAGGGAGAAGGUGGAGUUCCUCAAGUCCAUCCGGCAGAUGAAGCAGAAGGUGCAGAGCCUGUACCAGGAGGUGUUCGGGCGGCUGCGGGACGAGCAGGGCCGGCCCUACUCGCCCAGCCGCUACGCGCUGCAGUACGGCAGCGACGGCAGCGUGCUGCUGAUCCCGCGCGCGCCCGCGCCCGCCGAGCCGCAGCCGCGCCGCCCGGAGCGCAAGCAGAAGGACAGGAGGAAGUGAAGGCGGCGGCGGAAGGGAGAGCUGGGACGAGGGCCGAGCCUGGAGGUGCUUGCGGAGGGAACUUUGAUGCCUUCUUAUCCGAUCCUGUCUCCUGGGGCCGCGCGCGGCGCCGGCGGCGCCGGGGACUCUGCGGGAGCGAGCGGCCGUCCCCGAGCGCGGGACGGGGCCCAGCCCGAGCCCAGCUGCCACCGGCCACCCCCGGGGGCUGGGAGAGCAGGGACGAGCUGGCAUCGCUGCUGGGGAGGUUGGCACGAGGUGGAUAAAACAAAAAAAAAAACCACAAAAAAAAAAAUCCCACAAAAAAAAAAAAAUACAAA